AUGGCACCAAAGAGAAAGGCAUCCAACUCUUUGAGUUCAAAUAAACAAAAGAAAACUUCAAAUCAGAAAAAAAGUGCUAUAUUAUCCGUAGAAGAAAUACAAAAUCUUGGGGAUCAAAUAAGGACCUCAUCGAAGCAUUAUAACAACUUUGUACAAUUAUUAGAACAGUAUACCCACAUCAAGAAGGAGUUAUCAGAGAGAGAAUCAGAGGAAAUAGAAACUAUAGGUCGUCAACUUUCUAUUACGUUAUAUAAAUGUUUCCAAUACUUACUUAAAAAUGACGAGAUGAAAAAUAAGAAAUCUCAUGAUGACAAGAAGAAAAUGGUAGUAAAGUGGCUUUUGGAUAAGUACGAUGCAUUCAAGAAGAUCAUAAACGAGUUUAUUGUACAAAGAUUGGCAUUUGAAACGUCAUUACAGGUUGACUUAUUAGAAAUAGGAUUAAACUUGGUGAAGUUGGAGAGUGCAUGCAUGAAAUCAGGCGAGAACGAUUUAUAUUUCCCUACAUUGACAUACAAAGGAUUAGUGGAAGCAUUGUUGUUAAGCGAGAAUGGAGAGAUUGAUUCCAAUGGAUCUACGGAGAAUUUCAUUAUUUUGGAAUUUAUUGAGAAGUUUAAGAAGAAUUGGGACUUACAGUUCUAUUUUGUCAACAACUUGCAUGAGACAUUAAAUGUAUGGAAAGCAGAAAAGACGACUUCACAAUUGAGAAUGAUAUUCGCUAACUUUUACUGCAUAUUCAAGAACCAAUUAUUAUUCACGCCUGAAACAGAAGUCCUUGAACAAGAAAAGACGUGGAUUAAACAUCAGCUCCCUUCGAUAGCAUACAAAAUAUCACAGUUUAAAAUGCAAUACCAGAAGUGUAUCAUUGCUAUAUUAUCAUAUCCAUUACUAAUUUCCCAAUACAAAUCAAUUUUGCUCAUUUUGCACAAAAGAGUGAUUCCAUACAUGGCUCAACCUCAGAGUUUGAUGGAUUUCUUAACUGACUCGUACGAUGUUGGUGAAGAUGGAGUUGUGCCUAUUCUUGCGUUGAACUCUUUGUACGAACUUAUGAAAAGAUACAACUUGGAAUAUCCUGAUUUCUACACAAAGUUGUACUCCUUAUUGACACCAAACUUAUUGUACACUCGUUACAGAUCCAGGUUCUUCAGGUUAUGUGAUUUGUUCCUUUCGUCCACUCACUUGUCUGCCAAUUUGAUUGCAUCCUUCAUUAAAAAAUUGGCCAGAUUAUCUAUAACGUCGAGUGCGUCGGGUGUGGUCAUAGUUAUCCCUUUCAUCUAUAACUUGUUAAAGAGACAUCCUUCGUGUAUGAUUAUGUUGCACAACCCUGAUAUUUCCGCUGCACAAUAUGAAGAUACCUUCAACAAUGACGAAACGGAUCCUUUGAAAACUGGUGCGAUGGGCUCAUCCUUAUGGGAAUUGGAAGCCUUGAUGUCCCAUUACCAUCCAAAUAUUGCUACGUUGGCUAAAAUAUUCGGCGAGCCGUUUAAAAAGCUCAACUACAAUUUGGAAGAUUUCUUGGACUGGAGUUAUAUAUCUUUGUUAGAUAGUGAAAAGAAUAGAAGAUACAAGACUCUUGUUGCUCUAGAAUUCGAGGAAUGGGAUAUGUUAUUCGAUGCUAAAGACAGACCCGACAGUACUUCAGUUUAUGCUAAGGGCUGGUGCUUGUGA
This is a messenger RNA of Debaryomyces hansenii CBS767, 1665 nucleotides long. RefSeq names its product ribosome biosynthesis protein (gene NOC4). Gene Ontology annotation, cellular component: small-subunit processome; nucleolus; Noc4p-Nop14p complex. Lineage: Eukaryota; Fungi; Ascomycota; Pichiomycetes; Serinales; Debaryomycetaceae. The record is from RefSeq and is a predicted model, not a curated record. Gene Ontology annotation, biological process: ribosome biogenesis. The transcript has a single exon. Bases 1 to 1665 code for a protein of 554 amino acids.